Messenger RNA from Phragmites australis (common reed), 1971 nucleotides. Its product is annotated as glutathione synthetase, chloroplastic-like. The coding region runs from base 10 to 1614 and encodes 534 amino acids. NCBI's taxonomy places the organism in Eukaryota, Viridiplantae, Streptophyta, Magnoliopsida, Poales, Poaceae. The transcript is spliced from 13 exons. Gene Ontology annotation, biological process: glutathione biosynthetic process. The record is from RefSeq and is a predicted model, not a curated record. Gene Ontology annotation, cellular component: cytosol. Gene Ontology annotation, molecular function: glutathione binding; glutathione synthase activity; ATP binding.
UUCCGCGACAUGUCUUCCUCCAUCUCCCACCACCACCAGGUCCAGGUCCGGCUCCGCCACCACCACCGCUGUGUCCCACUCCCGGCUCCGGCCCGCGCGAGCCCCGGACCCGCCGCGGCAUCGUCCGUCCGCCGCCGCGUGGCGCGGGCCGCGAUGAGCGCCGAGGCGCCGCUGGGGGUGGCGCCUGCGGAGCCGGUGCCGGGGCAGGGCGCGGCGGCGGUCCUGAGCGAGAUGGUGGAGGAGGCCGCCGUGUGGUGCGCCGUGCACGGGCUCGUCGUCGGCGAUCGCGCAGACCCGAGAUCAGGUACAGUCCCCGGUGUUGGUCUGGCUCACGCUCCGUUCUCGCUGCUUCCUACACGAUUCCCGACAUCUUUUUGGAAACAAGCUUGCGAGCUGGCUCCCAUUUUCAAUGAGCUCGUCGAUCGUGUGAGCUUGGAUGGGGAGUUCUUGCAAGACUCUUUGUCUAGAACGAGGCAGGUUGACAAUUUCACCGCUAGGCUGUUAGAAAUCCACGAGAAGAUGAUGGCAGUAAAUAAGCAAGAGGAUAUCCGCUUAGGGUUGCACCGAUCUGACUAUAUGCUGGACUCUGAAACCAAUUCACUUCUUCAGAUAGAGCUCAACACUAUUUCAUCAUCGUUUCCUGGUCUUGGCUCUCUCGUCAGUGAACUUCACAGGACCUUACUUAAUCAGUAUGGAAAAGUAUUAAGCCUAGAUUCUAAAAGGAUACCUCAGAAUUGGGCAGCCAGUCAAUUCGCCGACGCUUUGGCAAGAGCAUGGACUGAGUAUAGUAAUGACAGUGCUGUAGUUAUGAUGGUUGUUCAACCUGAAGAAAGAAAUAUGUACGACCAAUACUGGCUCGUCAAUCAUUUGAAGGAAUCAUAUGGUGUGAGGACUAUUAGGAAAACAUUGGCACAAGUAGAGGCUGAAGGGAAGGUUCUUACGGAUGGAACACUGGUGGUAGAUGGCCGGACAGUUGCUGUUGUGUAUUUCAGAGCUGGGUAUGCUCCAAAUGAUUACCCUUCGGAGGCGGAAUGGAGAGCGAGGCUUUUGAUGGAACAGUCAUCUGCUAUAAAGUGCCCUUCAAUAUCCUACCAUUUAGUAGGAACAAAAAAGAUCCAGCAAGAACUAGCAAAACCUAAUGUUCUUGAAAGAUUCCUUGAAAACAAGGAGGACAUUGCCAAACUGCGCAAAAGCUUCGCAGGGUUAUGGAGCUUGGAUAAUGAAGAGAUUGUGGAAUCAGCAAUAGAGAAACCUGACCUGUUUGUCUUGAAGCCACAGCGAGAAGGCGGAGGGAACAAUAUAUAUGGUAAUGAUUUGCGAGACACACUGAUGAAGCUCCAGAAGGAGAAGGGGGAAUCACUUGCGGUGUACAUAUUGAUGCAGAGGAUUUUUCCAAAAGCUUCUCUUACUCCUCUGGUUAUGGAUGGUGUUUGCUUUGAGGACCUUACAAUCUCUGAGCUAGGGAUAUAUGGAGCCUACCUGCGGAACAAAGAUAAGGUGGUCAUGAACAAUCAGUGCGGUUACUUGAUGCGCACCAAAGUUUCUUCAUCAAAUGAAGGUGGCGUUGCUGCAGGAUUUGCUGUUUUGGACAGUGUUUACCUGACUGAUGAGUGAGACAGCAAAGUUGCAGAGUUACAGGUGACUACAGGCGUGAAGUAAUGACGAAGCCAACAGGCAAAAGGUGGCAAGGUCGGAUUGAGCUGUUAUGUAAUCAACUUGUUGCUGAAGUUAUUAGCUAGCUGUUAGUUGUUUUAGUCCGAGCCUUAAGCGUUGUUUCAGUCAUUUUCAGUUCAGAGUUGGCCAGUGCCUGAAACUGCGGGCUGUGCAGUUCGUGCGCGUCUGUUGCGUCGAUAGUGCUCACGAUCAGAGCUCGUCGGAUGGCGCUAGUAUUUCGCCGAUUAGUGGGUACACACGUUCCAUUUUGCUAAUAAAUAGAGAAGAAAAACCCCCGAAAAGCUGUAUCAGUUCGCA